Molecule: messenger RNA, 408 nt
Organism: Caenorhabditis remanei
Lineage: Eukaryota; Metazoa; Nematoda; Chromadorea; Rhabditida; Rhabditidae
Exons: 1
Coding region: 1-408 (135 amino acids)
Source: RefSeq, a predicted model, not a curated record
AUGAAUUACUUGCGAAUAUCGUACGCAGAUGGAAGUCCACGUUUCUUGCGGAUAUCGAAGAAGCUUGGGAGGGAUCUCUUCACACGGUUGUCACCUGGACCAGGAAGAACAUCAGGUUCAGCCAUCAAGAUUUCAACGGAAGCAGAAGUGGAUUCACUAGAUGGGACACCUGUUGAAACACUAGAUGAAGAACCAGUUGAAGCGGACGAAGAACGGUUGUUCUGUAAAAAUAAUAAAUUCAAUGGAAAUUCCUGUUCUACAGUAUCUACCUCUUCAGACGAAUCCGAGGAUUCGUCUGAAUUCGAAUCCGACUCAGAAGACUUGCGAGAACCUUUCUUUGGAGGACGAGAUUCAUUGCUCUCGGAAGAGGAACCAGCAUGGGCUGAAAAUAAUAAUUGUGGGAACUGA